GGUGAAGGAAACUGUCAUACCGCAGUACACUCUGCGAGGACGACCUGGGACGUGAAGGAGCCGUCGCUCAUCAGCGUGUCACUCAUCCGAAAACAACACCAGCAGGCUCUUUUCUACAUCUACAGGCCUGUUUCUCCAGGACCUUUUUAAGGGAUGAAGAAUUGCAGCUUGCAAUGAGGUCCAGGAGCAACACGGACGAUACUUCGGCCAACAGGCUGCUCAACGCCCCCCACCCGACCAGCGACCUCAGUGAGGAUGAAGGAGGCAAAGUCAAGGGCUCCCAGGAUCCCCAGCAGCAGGAUGCUGUGGAGAUGUCCGUCUCAGAACUUGUGAAAACACACCAGAAAUCAGCCAAAAACUUUGCUCACAAACAUGUAUUAGUGGAUCUGUCCAAAGACAACCUGGUCAGGUUGCUGGGAAUCAUGGAGGGGGAGGUUCAGGCCCGUGAGGAUGUUAUCCGCAUCAUGAGCCAAAGGCAGACCCCUCCGGAGGUGCUAGAAGCCCACUAUGCCUCAGCCGGCCACCUCAAGGCGCUCCAGGCCCUACGUCGAGAUGGCCUCGUGACUGGUUCCCAGUCAACGGUGGAUCACGUGUACGAGAAGCCCAUGGCUGAGCUGGAUCGUCUGGAGGACAAGCACCGUGAGACAUACCGCCGCAUGCUGGGCCAGCUGCUGCUGGCUGAGAAGUGGCACCGGCGGACAGCGCUCGAGCUGGACAGCGAGAAGCGCAAACAUGCAGACUACAUGGCCAAGAGCGAUGAUUUCACCAACCUCCUGGAGCAGGAGCGUGAGCGAUUAAAGCGUCUGUUGGAGCAGGAGAAGGCUUACCAGGUGCGGAAGGACAAGGAACACAGCCGGCGCCUUGAGAAGCUGAGGGAGGAGCUGGUCAAGCUGAAGUCCUUCACCCUGAUGCUGGUAGAUGAGCGGCAGCUCCACAUCGAACAGGUUGACCAGCAGACUGAGAAGGUCCAGAACCUCACCCAGAAGCUGCAGGAAAAGGAGCAGAAGAUGACUGACCUGAAGGCCAAAGUCAAGGAGGAUGGCCAGAAAGUGGCUAAGCUUGAGGCCGAGCUAGAGCACAAGGCCACCAGGUUCACACAGGAGCAUGAAGAGACAAGUGCCAAGCUGGCGAACCAGGAAUCCCAGAACCGACAGCUGCGGCUGAAGUUGGCUGGUCUGACUCAUAAAAUCGAGGAGCUGGAGGAGAGCAACAAGGCACUCCAGAAGUCUGAGGAGGAGCUACAGGAGCUUAGAGACAAGAUUAGCAAGGGGGAAUGUGGCAACUCAAGUCUGAUGGCAGAGCUGGAGAACUUGCGCAAGAGAGUCAUGGAAAUGGAAGGUAAGGAUGAGGAGAUCACAAAAACAGAGUCUCAGUGUAGAGAGCUAAGGAAGAAGCUACUUGAUGAGGAAAACCGUAGCAAGGAGCUGAAACUGGAGGUGGAGAAGCUUCAGAAAAGGAUGGUAGAGCUGGAAAAACUGGAGGGUGCUUUCAAUGUAAGCAAGAUGGAAUGCACACAGCUGCAUGGCAUCUUAGAAAGAGAAAAGAACCAGACAAAAGAGCUGGCAGGUGAGCUUGAAGUGGUGAAAAACCAUGUGAAAGAGCUGGAGAGCUCAGAAUCGAGACUCGAAAAGGUUGAGGUGAGCUUAAAGGAUGACCUCACAAAACUCAAGUCAUUUACUGUGUUAAUGGUGGAGGAAAGGAAGAACAUGGCAGAAAGAAUCAGGCAGGAAGAAAAGAAGAGCUAUGAUCUGAACAAAAUGUUUAAGACUGAGCAAGCAAAGGUCAUGGAGGUCACAGAAAAGCUGAUAGAGGAGAGCAAAAAGCUACUGAAGUUAAAAUCGGAGAUGGAAGCAAAAGUUACUUUUCUCACCAGGGAGAGGGAUGAGCUGAAGACCAAGCUCACAAGCGAAGAGGAAAAAUGCGAAGAUCUGAGCUCAAAGCUCAGCUCGAUGAAACACAAGAUGGAAGGCAUAGAGGAGGCUGAAAGGAAAGCCAUGCAAAGCAGGGCGAGGAAAGAUGUGGACGGCUGCUCAGAUGGAAUCUCACAAAGUGACAACAGGGUCAAGGAGCUAACGCUUGAAAUCGAGCGGCUGAAGCAUCGCCUCAAACAGCUGGAGGUUGUGGAAGGGGAUCUGAUGAAGACGGAAGAUGAGUAUGAUCUGUUGGAAAAGAAAUUCAGGACGGAACAAGACAAAGCUAAUGUGCUUUCACAACAGCUGGAAGAAAUGAGGAAUCAACUUGCGAGGAACAAAGCGAUAGAAAAGGGAGAGGCGGUGAGUCAAGAAUCCGAAUUGCGACAGCGUUGUAAGAUGGAGGAGGCAAAGACAAGAGACCUGCAGGCUGACGUUCAAGCCCUCAAGGAAAAGAUCCAUGAGCUCAUGAAUAAGGAGGACCAGCUGUCGCAGCUACAGGUGGAGUACUCUGUCCUUCAGCAGAGGUUUAUGGAAGAGGAAAAGAAGAGAACAACCAUUAGCCAGGAUGUCCUUCAUCUCACAAAAGAGUUGGAGAUGACAAAGCGCUACAGUCGUGCUCUGCGGCCCAGCAUGAACGGAAGGAGGAUGGUGGAUGUCCCUGUGACAUCGACUGGUGUGCAGACAGAUGCGGUGAAUGACGAGCCCCCUGAGGAGGACACACCUGCAGUAUUUAUCAGGAAGUCUGUCCAAGAGGAGAAUCACAUCAUGAGCAACCUGAGGCAGAAGGGACUGAAGAAGACUGCAGAAAGACCAGCUGUGCUAGAGCGGUAUCCUCCUGCGGCUGGUGAGAUUGGAAUGAGGAAGUCCUGGAUCCCGUGGAUGAAAAAGAAGGAUGGCUUCAGUCAGAAUAGCCCAGAGAAGCCAAUGCAACCCAACGAGGAGCCUCCACAUUCUGAGCUCACCGUGUCCCAAAAGCAAGGCCAACCACUGCACAUUCGCCUGACCCCUGAUCACGAGAACAGCACGGCCACCUUGCAGAUAAGUGGCUCUUCUCCCAAGGACUUCUUCUCCAGCACCACUGUCAUCCCUACCUUGGGACUGCAAAAGCCUCGCAUCACCAUCAUUCCUACCCCAAAUACAGUAUCCCAAAACCACAAAUGCUCUGGGGGUCUGGAGAGAGCCAAGUCACCAGUCUCCAUCACCACCAUCUCCAGAGCAAAAUCCCCAGAAGGGAGGAGGAACAUGCUGUCCGACAGACCCACGUCACCUGUCUCCAUCUCGACUGUCAGCACUUCUGCAGUGCCAGACCUAUCGGGGUCUCCAGAGUUGCAGGAGAUGACCGUAGGUAGAGCCGUGUUUAAGGUGACCCCGGAAAAGCAGACGGUGCCCACAGCCAUCCGGAAGUACAACUCCAACACCAACAUCAUCACUACAGAGGACAACAAGAUCCACAUCCACCUGGGUCCCCAGUUCAAGAGGGCCUCGGAGAGUAGUGGCCCAACCAUCACUGUGAGGCCAGUUGCUGUAACGACGGAGAACAAGGAGAUCGCCACGGGUACUGUGCUGCGCUCCCCCCGCCAUAGCUCUACUGCCAAGAGCACAGGGAGCAAAGUGAUGAGCAGCAUCAUGAUAACCCCCAUCACAUCCGCACCCUCCAGACCAACCCAGUCCACGGAUGGUCUAUCUCCCCGAGCAGCACCCACACGCAUCCCCAUGUCCAAAGGUAUGAAAAAUGGGAAAUUGGUGUUGGAGACCCCCAGUGUCCCCACCGUGACAAAGCCGGAAGUGCGAGCAGAGAGCCAGUCGAUGAAAAUUGAACUGAAGAGAUGUGCAGUCGGGAACCCCGCUACGCCUGCUGGAGGGAAAGGCUAAGUGCCCCAUUUUCAGGCUACUGCAGGACAUUUACUGCACCAUGAACCUGCUCUACCUUCACUAACCAGACUGUUAGGAACAAGAGGCCUCUACCAGAACAUCUGAUAGAAGAUGCAGACCAUUUCAUGCAGACAGGAAGUUGGUCGUUAUGAGUUAUGAAUGAAAUCACAAUCCUAAAAAUAUUCUAGCCUUCCUCUUUGUACGUGUUUGUAAGAAUAUAUCUGUAUCGCCCCAUCACAUUUACAGAAGGUGGGUUUUACUAGCAUGUUUAUAUUUAAUUGGUUUGGGGAUUUUGUUCUGUCUGCCCCUGCUGGUGUCAUAUUAUGAAUUUUACAUAUGUUUUUGUACUGCUUUUUUUUAAAUGCUGUACAUGUUUCAUA
Molecule: messenger RNA, 4165 nt
Organism: Scleropages formosus (Asian bonytongue)
Lineage: Eukaryota; Metazoa; Chordata; Actinopteri; Osteoglossiformes; Osteoglossidae
Product: filamin-A-interacting protein 1-like
Exons: 7
Coding region: 174-3785 (1203 amino acids)
Source: RefSeq, a predicted model, not a curated record